Molecule: messenger RNA, 207 nt
Organism: Exophiala oligosperma
Lineage: Eukaryota; Fungi; Ascomycota; Eurotiomycetes; Chaetothyriales; Herpotrichiellaceae
Exons: 1
Coding region: 1-207 (68 amino acids)
Source: RefSeq, a predicted model, not a curated record
AUGGACAGCAUCAUCUUCGAGGAUCCUUCCAAACCUCGGAUACGCUCUAAGCAGCACGCUCGUGCAGCGCCGGUCAGCUUUUUUACCUCCUUAGGCCGAGAAUGCAUUCAAGAAGUCAAGCCACAGGCCGUGACGUCAGUUCCAAAACUUAAGCUACACGAACACUCUCACACAAGCGACAAAGAUCGUUCUAAUAAGCCCGAAUGA